GCUUUGUGCACCGAUGGCAGGCCAUCGAGCUCUCUGCUCAGCUGGCUCUGCAGCCAGACGACUGAUCCUGAGGCCCAGCGCUGUGACUCUGGACGUAAGGAGAGGGGCAAGAGAAAAUGCUGCUGCAGUACAGGGUAUUCCUGGAAACAUCAGGACCCAGGCUGACCUCCCUGUGGUCACUCUGCCCACAGUACUCUACAGGCUCAUAUUUAAAGGGUAUUACAAUCGCAUGCAUGAGAUGCAGUUGUAUGAAAAGAAGAUUUAUGGACACAUGUUUAAAGUGGUCUCUGGUCAGAUGCACACCAUUGCUAUAAGCAGUGUGGAACUGCUAGAGGAGCUGUUGAGGAAAGAAGAGAAGUUUCCUCGCAGAGGAGACAUGACUAUCUGGACUGAAUACAGAGAUAAGAAGGGCUUAGGCUAUGGGCCCUUCACUGAAGAAGGAGAGAAGUGGUACACACUCCGAGCUGUGCUGAAUAAACGCAUGCUGCAUCCCAGAGACUCAGUGAAGUAUGAAAGUGUGGUCAACACUGUGGUCACAGACUUUGUCAAAAGGAUAAACCACCUGCGCAAGACGAGCCCCACUGGAGACCUGGUGCCCAAUAUGUCCAAUGAGCUCUAUCGAUUUGCUCUAGAAGGGAUCUCUUGCAUACUGUUUGAGACUCGCAUUGGCUGUCUAGAGAAUAAGAUACCAGCUGAAACCCAGGACUUCAUUAACAGCAUUGUCCAGAUGUUCACCUAUAGUAUGAUUGCGUCCAUUCUACCCAGCUGGACCCGCAAUUUCUUGCCGUUCCAUUGGUGGUACAUAAGUGGCUGGGAGGGCAUUUUUAAGUUUGCCUGCAAGCAAAUUGACAAGAAGAUGGAGGACAUUCAGAGGCGUCUGGACACAAAUCAGGAAGUUGAAGGAGAGUACCUCACCUACCUGCUCUCCAACACCAACAUGAGCCAAAAGGAUGUGUAUGGGAGUGUUGCUGAACUGUUACUGGCAGGAGUUGAUACAACCUCCAACACCAUGCUGUGGGCCUUGUAUCUGCUGUCACGUGAUCCAGAAAAACAGGACACACUGUAUCAGGAAGUGGCCAGCACCAUCAAGGGGGACAGAAUUCCAACAGCUGAAGAUAUAAACAACAUGCCCUACCUUAAAUCCGUCAUCAAGGAGACUCUAAGGAUGUACCCUGUUGUUCCCUUAAAUGCACGCCUUUUUACAGUCAGUGACACAAUAAUUGGAGGACACUACUUUCCUAAAGAGACCACAUUUGUGUUAUACCACUACGCGAUCAGUCAGGAUGAGAAGGUCUUCCCUGAACCACGGUCCUUUAAGCCUGAACGUUGGUUCCGGGAUGGUAGGGUGAGGCCUAACCCAUUCGGGUCCAUCCCAUUCGGGUUCGGAGUCAGAGGGUGUGCUGGCAAACGUAUUGCUGAACUCGAGAUGCACCUGGCAUUGGCAAGGAUAAUCAAGCUGUUUGAAGUCAAGCCCGAUCCAAGAGUAGGAGACGUCAAAGCAAUCAAUCGGACUGUGCUUGUGCCAGACAGGCAGGUUAACUUUUACUUUCUGGAUCGGAAAAAUCCAACAAUUUAAAGUCUUUGUCACUGUUUUUAAGGAAAUUACUCUGUUCCAGAAACUGUAGUCUGAAAAAAAAAAUCAAACAUCUAUGCUCAUUCCACAAUAUUCUGGUGCUUUGAGGUAAAGUGUGAUAAACAAUCAUGAAUACCACUGUGAUCUGUUCCUCCCUGUCUUGGUGUAUAGCUUUCAAAUGUAAUAAAUAUUGUUAAAUAUUAUUCAGUAUGCACAGUAAAAUGUUUCACUCAAUAAAAUUUUUUCAACAAAUGCAAAA
Pygocentrus nattereri (red-bellied piranha) is the source of this 1832-nucleotide messenger RNA. Its product is annotated as cytochrome P450 27C1. Bases 14 to 1576 code for a protein of 520 amino acids. Gene Ontology annotation, molecular function: monooxygenase activity; heme binding; iron ion binding. Gene Ontology annotation, biological process: glucocorticoid biosynthetic process; cholesterol metabolic process; C21-steroid hormone biosynthetic process. Lineage: Eukaryota; Metazoa; Chordata; Actinopteri; Characiformes; Serrasalmidae. The transcript has 9 exons. Gene Ontology annotation, cellular component: mitochondrial inner membrane. The record is from RefSeq and is a predicted model, not a curated record.